Hyaloperonospora brassicae is the source of this 1374-nucleotide messenger RNA. NCBI's taxonomy places the organism in Eukaryota, Oomycota, Peronosporomycetes, Peronosporales, Peronosporaceae. The record is from the annotation of a GenBank genome assembly.
AUGAAAGACGAUGGUGCACUUGCAAGUGAGAACGAGGUCGUGCAGGCAACAGCAGACGGUGUAGCCACUUGUCGGAAGGCCCUCAGCGUGAAGGAACGUGAUCCCGUCACUGAGUGGCCACUAGAGCUCGGAACGGUCGACUCGCUGGUCGAAUACAACGCCAAUAUCGGAUGUUACCAGUGUUUCCUCUUUCCGACCGAUAGCAGUCGAGGUGGCUACAAAUCGACAACGGUCUGGACGGCCGAGCAUUUGAGUGUUCGAGUGGCAUUUCCACACGUACAACUCAGGUACAGCGAUCAUAGUGUGGACGCGGUCGUUUGGCAAACGGAUAUCGAGCGACACGUGGAUGUCACGCUGUGCAGUGUCGAGGAGAAGGGCGAUCACUGGUACCUGAGACUUCCCAUUCGGUUGAGUGACCGACAGCCGCUAGGCGGCUUCUCGUCGUUUACGAUGGUGUCUCCUCUCGAGUUACAACUGGAGAGCUACGGAUCCGUGUGCUGUCGAACGUGCAAUGCUCUGCUGUUGGACGGUGCGAAGAGUGGCAAGCUGGACAAGGUGCUGCCACUUCCGUCAGCGAAUUGGAUGGACAUGUUUGACUUUUGGGGCGCUGGGAUCGGAGCGUUUGAGCACAUUCCGCGCGACGAUAUCCAAGCACAGCGCCGUCGGGUUCUCGUUGGGGAGUCGUAUCUGUUGCUGCACACUGGCGACUUGACGGCUGGCGCGGCGGUGGCAGAUCGUCAGGGCGAGGCGGCUGUUGCACCUGGCGACGAUGCAAACGAGGAGCGCGAGUGGGUUCCGCUAACUUGUGCUGCAUGCGCUGAGCGCAUUGGGCUGUGCAGUGUGGAGCAGCCUGAGACCGUCCGUUUGCACAAGCACGUCCUUGUUGCUCGUCGAUUGUCAAGAAGAGGCCGUGCGAAAGAGGACCGGGUGGAGCUACUAGGGGACCAGGAGGAAGUCGAUGUCUUUGGCAAGUACACGAUCGACAGCAUUGUGAGCGCCAAGUUGUUGGAAAUGGCCGACUCGGAUGGAGUGUUCCGGUUUGUCUUGACACCGUCACACGACACGCGCAAUUACGACCUGUCGUGUGGAACGCAAAGCGACACUAGCGAUGCCAUCUUGCAACUACAGCUGCUGAGCUGGGAGACGAUGAUCAAGCAGCAGGGUACGAAGACCUUUCGACGCGUCCUGAAGGUGCUAUACGGUCGCCCUCCACCAACGUCAACAGGUCGUCGUGGGUUGUUGCCUUCGCACACCGUCUCCCUGCCGCGAGCCAUGUGCCUCACGAUUGCCGAUCGCUUGCACACGAGCUCGAAAGUGCUGCCGUCGUCACUACGGACGUUCAACCGCAUGCACGUCGGCUAUCUGUACAACUAA